This is a messenger RNA of Drosophila kikkawai, 1099 nucleotides long. RefSeq lists its product as uncharacterized. The record is from RefSeq and is a predicted model, not a curated record. Lineage: Eukaryota; Metazoa; Arthropoda; Insecta; Diptera; Drosophilidae.
GUGGGCACACUGUUUAGCGAAGCGGCAAUUUGCGGCGUCGAGACAAAACAUUACAAGUUAAAUGAUAUUUCACAACUCUUAAACAAUUAAACGCCAUGGAAACGAUCAACUUUAAUGAAUUUACGCCCAAGGAGCGCUACGAGAUCAUCAAGGCCUUUCUGGUCAAGAUGCAAGGGGCCAACUCCGUGCCCAGCCAGGACUGGCAUGUGCAGAAAUUCUUCAAGCAUUAUUUGCGUAAAUUCUACAAAGUGCCCGCUAAAUUGGUGAAUGAUAUAGCCUACUGCCAGCGAGCCAUGAAGUCUCAUCUUGUAGCACAUCAGACAAUUGUUGAUGCUUUUGGGCAACAAGAGGAUGCCGCCAAGAUCAAGAUCAAGAACAACUACCUGCACGAGCUGGAGGAAAUCUUGUACCAGUUAAAUGCAGAAUGCCAGUAUUUAGUGCUGCGUCUCCAGGACGACAUCGAUCGCUUCUGCUUGGCCUUCACCGAGCAUGACCUGAAGCCGGAUGAACUGGUCAUCACGGACAUUGUCAGUCAAUCCAUAGUGCCGCUCAUCGUUGACCCGGAAGUGUCCAUCAAACCGUAUUUCGUUGUGGAACGUCCCACCGAGGAUCAGUUGCUGAGGAAGUAUUUCGUCAUGGACAAUCCAGGGGAAGAGUCACUAAAACCCGUCGUGGCUCCGGAACCUCCACAACCGCUGCCGUUGGUCUCCCCAGCCAAUGUGGUCACAGCAAGCCGUCUUAAUCUGCAGGCAGCCCUCCAAAGAGCCCGCUCGCAGAACAAGCCAGCCGAGAAGAUGCCGGAAAAUGACCAGCCGAAACGCACCAAGGAGUUAUUUCUGCAGUCCGUGGGACUCUGCACGCACAAGGAGUACCAGCAGCUCAAGUUAUCAAUGAUACAGAUCCAGAAGCGGAAGCUGAAGCCAAGCGAGAAAACUAAAUAAUGUAAGCAAAGACCAAGUGUAUAUUUAAAGGUUGAAGAAACGAAGAAUUAUCUGUGUUUUAACGAUACAUUAAAGAUAAAUUAUUUAAUUUACGUUAUAAUUAAAUUGAACUGAAAUAUAUUCCAUUCAUUUGUGAUAAACGUGUAUAUUGCUCAGAA